Molecule: messenger RNA, 2106 nt
Organism: Plenodomus lingam JN3
Lineage: Eukaryota; Fungi; Ascomycota; Dothideomycetes; Pleosporales; Leptosphaeriaceae
Biological process (GO): spliceosomal complex disassembly
Cellular component (GO): U2-type post-mRNA release spliceosomal complex
Molecular function (GO): nucleic acid binding
Source: RefSeq, a predicted model, not a curated record
AUGGACGACGGAGCCAAGAGAAAACGCAGCUUCAGACAGGAGGUCAACAACAAAAAGGCCAAAACGAGUGAUGGCAGCGCACUCAAGUCUGGCUUUGGAGCUAAGAUGCUGGCUAAGAUGGGCUACAAGGGCGAGGGCGGUCUAGGAAAGGAGGGUGCAGGUAUUGCGGAGCCCAUUCAGGUGGUCAUGCGCGGGACCAAGGGCGGUGUUGGAAUCGUGGCGGAGAAGAGCGAACAGCAGAAGAGGGAAGAGCGUAAGAAGGCCGAGGCCAAUGGCGAAAAGUAUGUCGAUACCUCGGAAGAAGAGCGCGAAGAGCGCAAGAGAAAAAAGGCAAAGGCACGAGGCGAGGCGCGCACACCGACGGUGCGGCCGAAGAAGACCUUGUUCGAAUUGGAAGCAGCUGGUAUGCAUGUACCUCUAGCCCUACAGUCCAUAAUCGAUGCGACAACGGGUACGUCUACACCCACUUCCGGUCUGUCCCUUCGCGGACCCAACGUUGUGCCUUUUGAAAGUUCGCUGCAGGCACGCGUACGGAGGGACUUGAACAGCUUCUCGGAAGCCUUUGAGGAGCUGGAUAUUGAGUCAAAAGCCAUUGCUCCCCAAGAAUGGGCCCUAGAUGAGGAAUUGGGGGCAUUGGAGAAGCAAAUAGAUGAGCUUGAAGACAUCAAGGCAAGAUUGGAGUCCCUCCGGACUGGCACAUUCGAUUCAAUCUGCAAUGGCUUGAAGAGCUUGCGUGCCGCCUAUCCCUCAAAACCACUACAUCGCGAAUCCAUCGCCAUUAUACAUCCUCAUUUCUCCAAAGCAAUUGCUUCUUGGUCGCCGUUGGACGAUGCGCUUGAGUUUAUUGCAGCAUCCUUCUCUGAGCUGGCAAACAUCAUUCUACCAAGGAGUAGAAGAGUCACAUCCCAGGCGUAUACCUACCCUUCAGAGGCGUUGGUCAGCCGCGCAGACAUUGAUCAAGUCGACACCAUAAAGCGCGGCACUACCUCGUCGUAUGAAACGAUGAUGCUCCGGCUCUGGCUGCCUGCAGUAAGCUCUGCGGUGACACAAUGGGACGUCAAAGACCCACAUCCCAUGGUCCAUCUCGUAGAUACUUGGUCACCAGUCCUGCCGCCUUUUGUAGCCAAACGAGUACUCGACCAAAUAACACGCAAGCUCUCCACCUCUAUCCACGAGUGGAAUCCGCGCAAAUUCAAGAAGAGUCCGCACACUUGGAUUGUAGAAUGGCUGCCUUUUCUCAAGUCUGCCGAUCUGGAUCCCAAGGGAUCUGGUCUCGUUGCUGAGAUCAAGCGCAAGAUUCGACAUGCAUUACAUUCGAUGGACCUGUCAAGGGGCCCUUUGCCUGGCAUGGAACAAUGGCGCAAGGUCUUUGGAAAAGAAGAAUUUGAUCGUCUUAUCACAUCCCACCUGGUACCGCGCCUGGCGACUCACCUCAGGGAUAAUUUUGAAAUCAACCCAGCCGAACAAGACCUAGCCGCUCUCGAGACUGUCUUUGCCUGGAAAGGCCUCGUUUCGAAUCAGGUUGUUGGGGAGUUGCUCCAUGCGCAGUUCUUCCCCAAGUUUCUCGAUAUUAUCCACCAGUGGCUGUCGAGCGAAGAGGUCGUUUUCAAAGAAGUCGAAGGCUGGAUUGCAUGGUGGCGUGACGAGAUACUCAGGGAUGAGAUCAACAGUCUUCCACCUGUUGAAUCUGGUUGGAACGAAGCCUACACGCUCAUUAAUCAAGCCUUGGAUCUUGGUGACGCGCGGACCACCGAUCUGCCAGUUCCUCGCGCACGCGGUACUGCAGCUUCCCCUCAAACACCCCAGUUCUCCCAAUCGGUCAACAAGGAGCCUCCCAAACCUGCACCGGUAGUUGAGGAAGCGACGUUCAAGGACGUGGUAGAGGAAUUCUGUGCCGAGGAGAAUCUGCUCCUGAUACCACUUCGAGAGGCUCAUGAGGUUACUGGGCUGCCACUUUUCAGAAUCACGGCAAGCGCGACGGGUAGAGGAGGAGCGGUCGCGUAUCUCAAAGGGGAUGUGCUGUGGGUGCAAAACAAGAAAGACAAGAGCAUCUGGGAGCCUACUGGACUAGAUGAGGGACUUGUCGCGAAAGCAGAGGGCAGAUGA